Trichoderma breve is the source of this 354-nucleotide messenger RNA. RefSeq lists its product as uncharacterized. Bases 1 to 354 code for a protein of 117 amino acids. The transcript has a single exon. NCBI's taxonomy places the organism in Eukaryota, Fungi, Ascomycota, Sordariomycetes, Hypocreales, Hypocreaceae. The record is from RefSeq and is a predicted model, not a curated record.
AUGCCUGGCAUUGACCUCGACGUUGAAGCCGAAUCAUACAUGAUGGAUGUGCCUCAUGCGGCAUCAUGGGUGCAGCCUGACAAUGCCUCUGAUUUACUAUUUAGUCCUGGGGAAAUGAAUCUACCCGUUUUUGAUGUCAAUAUCGACGCUGUCAAUCCAUUGGAUCAGACAUGUUGCCCUGAUCUAACGCCUGAACUGCCGUCAGGUUGGGACGACAGUCUGGUCGGUUUCGAUGGUUCAGGCAACUGGUAUAACGCUGAGUACUCUGAGAUGACAUCGCCUUCAUCGCAAGCAGAGAGUAUGGAUCUAACAGAUGCGUCUCUGUCUCAUGACUUUCUCAACCAACUGAUAUAG